This is a messenger RNA of Didymodactylos carnosus, 765 nucleotides long. NCBI's taxonomy places the organism in Eukaryota, Metazoa, Rotifera, Eurotatoria, Philodinida, Philodinidae. The record is from the annotation of a GenBank genome assembly.
AUGAUAGACGAAUUAUUUAAUCGAUUACGAACACAAUUUAUCACUGGUAGUAUUAUUGAAGGUCAAGUGUAUAAUAAAUAUCAAUGUGAUGAUAUACCAGACAUUGAUUUGAUGAUAAAUUAUCGUGCGAUUAAUUCACAAGAUGAAUUACUGCCAACAUCAUCCAUUCCCGGUUAUGUUUAUGUCAAAUGGAAUUCAACAACACUUGGAACGCUUCCAUAUGAAAUACAUCCACAACAAAAUAUUCGUUGUAUAAACGGUUUCGAGUUAAAAAGUGGACACAUAUAUGCUUCUACAUCAGAUCCACUACAAUAUCAAACAUCAACGGAUGUUGAUAGUGCUAGUGUUCGGGUAACUACAAAUUUGCGUGAUCUUACAGUAAUAGCAAAAGAAUUUGAUGUAGUAUUACGACGUGCUGAAUCAUUUCAACGAGAUCACACUCAAAAAGGUAAAGAAUUUUUAAUAUUAUUUACAAAUGUAUUAAACAUUUUCAGUUAUAUUAGACCUUCUAUGCUAAUGUCAGUACCUGAGGCGGAUUCAUUUUUAAAUGUGGAAGUAAUUGAAAAUAUGCUACAUUUAUGCUCACCAGCAUUUGGUUAUCAAUUAUCAGAUGACAACAAAAGCAAAUCAGAAGCACUUAUCAAUUAUUAUUUAAAAUAUAAACAUACAAUUGAUAAAAAAAUAUCAAUUCAAAAUGCUAACGCCGGAUUCCAAAUUUUUCACAAUGAUCUUGAUUAUGUACCUUCAUUGAAACUUAAUUUUUGA